Homo sapiens (human) is the source of this 1864-nucleotide messenger RNA. RefSeq names its product ribosomal protein S20 (gene RPS20). Gene Ontology annotation, biological process: translation. Gene Ontology annotation, molecular function: structural constituent of ribosome; RNA binding. The coding region runs from base 124 to 552 and encodes 142 amino acids. Lineage: Eukaryota; Metazoa; Chordata; Mammalia; Primates; Hominidae. The record is from RefSeq and is marked reviewed. The transcript is spliced from 6 exons. Gene Ontology annotation, cellular component: small ribosomal subunit; cytosolic ribosome; ribosome.
CUUUUUGAGGAAGACGCGGUCGUAAGGGCUGAGGAUUUUUGGUCCGCACGCUCCUGCUCCUGACUCACCGCUGUUCGCUCUCGCCGAGGAACAAGUCGGUCAGGAAGCCCGCGCGCAACAGCCAUGGCUUUUAAGGAUACCGGAAAAACACCCGUGGAGCCGGAGGUGGCAAUUCACCGAAUUCGAAUCACCCUAACAAGCCGCAACGUAAAAUCCUUGGAAAAGGUGUGUGCUGACUUGAUAAGAGGCGCAAAAGAAAAGAAUCUCAAAGUGAAAGGACCAGUUCGAAUGCCUACCAAGACUUUGAGAAUCACUACAAGAAAAACUCCUUGUGGUGAAGGUUCUAAGACGUGGGAUCGUUUCCAGAUGAGAAUUCACAAGCGACUCAUUGACUUGCACAGUCCUUCUGAGAUUGUUAAGCAGAUUACUUCCAUCAGUAUUGAGCCAGGAGUUGAGUUGAUCGAAUCUACAGAUGCAGAACCCAUGGAUACAGAGGGCCAGCAGUACACUUUGAGAAGUGUAUUCGAAUCCCCGGGGACAUGUCCUUUUUAACUGCAUUCUCCUCCGCCAAAAAAGUGACCAAGCAGAGUCUUUCUCUGUCACCCAGGCUGGAGUGCAAUGGCGUGAUCUCAGCUCACUGCAACCUCUGCCUCCUGGGUUCAAGUGAUUCUCGUGUCUCAGCCUCCUGAGUAGCUGAGACUACAGGUGUGCACCAGUGUUCCCAGCUGAUUUUUGUAUUUUAUGUAGAGAUGGGGUUAUGCCAUUUUGGCCAGGCUAGUCUCGAACUCCUGAGCUCAGGUGAUACACACACCUCAGCAAAUCUUUUAAAUUAUACAUUCUGUGAUAUUUCCUUGACUUUCUUAUCCAGCACUUGUAUUGAUUAUUUUUCAUUUUGAUAAUGUUGGGUUUUUAAAAACUCCUUUAUGAUGGAAAAUUUCAAACAUACACAAAAGUAGAGAGAGAAUGGUAUAAUAAACCCACUCAGUUUUAAGGAUUGUCAACUAAUACCAGUUUUAUUUCAUGUAUGACUCCAACAACUUCCCCAACCAGCCUUCAGAUUAUUUGAAAGCAAAUUUCAGACAUCGUAUUUUACUCAUACAUUUUCUAGUAUCUAAAUCUGAAAGAGACUCUUUUCUAACAGUUCUGUAGCAUUAAUUAUACUCAUACUGUUGUGCAACAAAUAUCCAGAAAUCUUUUGUCUUGCGAAACUGAACCUCUUACCCAUUAAACACUAACUCCCUUUUUUUUCACCCUGAACCAUUGGCAACCACAAUUUUACUUUCUUUUUCUGUGAGUUUGAUUACUUGAUACUUCAUGUGAGUGGAAUCAUAUAAUAUUUGUCUUUUUGUGACUGACAUUUUAUUUAGCUUAAUGUCUUCAAGUUUGACCCAUACCAUAUCAUGUGGCAGGAUUUUUCCCUUUUUUUUUUUUUCAGACGGAGUCUCGCUCUGUCGCCCAGGCUGGAGUGCAGUGGCGCGAUCUCGGCUCACUGCAAGCUCCGCCUCCCGGGUUCAUGCCAUUCUCCUGCCUCAGCCUCCUGAGUAGCUGGGACUACAGGCGCCCACCACUAAACCCGGCUAAUUUUUUUGUAUUUUUAGUAGAGACAGAGUUUCACCAUGUUAAUGAGGAUGGUCUCCAUCUCCUGACCUCGUGAUUCGCUCGUCUCGGCCUCCCAAAGUGCUGGGAUUACAGGCGUGAGCCACCGCGCCCGGCCAUGAUUUUUCUUCUUUUUUAAGGCUGAAUAAUAUCUCAAUGUAUGUAUAUAUACCACUUUUUAAAAAUUCAUUCAUCUGUUGGACAUUUAGAUUGUUCCCACCUCUUGGCUAUUGUGAAUAAUGCUAUAAUAAACAUGAGUAUGCAAAUA